Indicator indicator is the source of this 4308-nucleotide messenger RNA. Its product is annotated as alpha-2-macroglobulin-like protein 1. Gene Ontology annotation, molecular function: endopeptidase inhibitor activity. Lineage: Eukaryota; Metazoa; Chordata; Aves; Piciformes; Indicatoridae. Bases 1 to 4308 code for a protein of 1435 amino acids. Gene Ontology annotation, cellular component: extracellular region. The record is from RefSeq and is a predicted model, not a curated record. The transcript has 36 exons.
AUGAGGUCCCCAAGUGCCCUUCCCAUCCUGCUGCUCCUCCUCCUGCAGCUCACAGCUUGGGUGUCUGCAGCACCGAGCUAUGUGGUCACCUGCCCAGCUGUCCUCUACCACCCCCACACCACGACCCUGUGGGUCCAUCUCAGUGGCCUGCACGAGCCUGUCCAGGUGACCAUCCAGCUGCAGAGAGCAGAUGAGCCCCAGAGCAUCACCCUGCUGGACAGGGAGGUGCAGGAGCCUCGGCUGCACCUCAACAUCACCUUCCCUGCUCCAGCCCCUGCCAGAGGGGAGGAGGAGUUGGCAGAGCUGCAGGUGGCAAUCCAGGGAGAGUCCCUCCAGGUCUCUGAGAAGAAGAAAGUGAUGCUGAAAGCUUUGCAGCCUGGCAUCUUCAUCCAGACAGACAAGGCUGUCUACAAGCCUGGGCAGCAAGUGAAGUUCCGAGUGGUGUCCUUUGAUCAAGACUUGGUUGCCAGCAAUGAGAAGCUUCCCCUUGUGCUCCUCAAGGACCCCAGUGGGAACCGCAUCGCGCAGUGGCAGGAUGUGACCCCCCAGCAGGGCAUCGUGGACCUGUCCCUGCCCCUGGCUGCUGAGCCAGCCCUGGGCACCUACACCAUCGAGGUGGAGGGGAAGACUCAGUCCUUCAGCGUGGAGGAAUAUGUGCUGCCCAAGUUUGAGAUGAGCAUUGGCCUCCCCCCCGUGGUGCUGGAGAAGGAUGAGAAGUUCCAGAUGGAGAUCUGUGGACGGUACACCUAUGGGAAGCCUGUCCAGGGGAAGGUCCAGGCCAGCUUAUGCAAACCCUUCAGGCACAUCAGUUUCAUGUCCAGACCUGCUCCAAAAGAGAAGAACUGCGUCGAGGUCAGGGGGCAGACUGAGAGGAACGGCUGCUUUUCCACAGAGCUCCCCUUGGCUGCCUUCAACAUCACCAGCUCCUUCCAUAUGAAUCCAAUCCAAGUCCAGGCGUCGCUGGUAGAGAAUGAGACAGGGCUGGAGGUGAAAGGCACCAAGAGCUUCAAGAUUGUCCCCGAAAGCUUCACCGUCACCUUCCAAGACACCGAUGGUUUCUACAGGCCUGGCAUCCCCUACACUGGCAUGAUGCUGCUGAGGGGAGCUGCCGGCGCCGCGCUGCCGCAGAAGCAGCUCCUGCUCAUCGUGAGCCAGCAAGGAGAGGAGGUGAGGCAGACCCUCCUGACAGACUCCUCAGGGAGAGCCUCCUUCGAGUUGGACACCUCUGAUUGGAGUGGCACAGUCUCCUUGGAAGGCCAAGUCAAGGAGCCAUCUGACAGUGAGAAGGAUGUCUUGGCACCCCUCUAUCACAGAGCCCACUGGAGGGUCAGCCCUUUCUUCUCAGUCAGCAAGAGCUUCCUGCAGCUGCGCCAUGGGCAGAGCGAGUCAGCCUGUUGCCAGCCCCAGCAGCUCUGGGUGGACCUCAUUGUCAGCAAGGAGGCCCUGGGGACUGAGCAGGACAGCCUGGAUGUGGUCUUCCUGGUCCUGGCCAAGGGGACCAUUGCCACUGUCCUCAGGAGAGAGCUGCCUGCAGAGCCUGGGCUGAGAAGCUUCUCCCUGGAGGUGCCCAUCAGCCACAAGCUGGCACCCGAGGCCAAGGUUCUGGCCUAUGCUGUGCUGCCCAACGGCGAGAUGGUGUCUGACAGCAUCGAGCUGCAGGUCACCAACAGCCUCCCCAGCAAGGUGAAGAUGACUUUUUCAGAGGCCAGGGCUCUGCCUGGCUCGGUGCUGCAGCUGCAGCUGGAGGCUGCCCCUGGCUCCCUGUGUGCCCUCCGUGCCCUGGACCGCAGUGUGCAGCUCUUGAGGCCCCAGGCUGAGCUCAGUGAAGAGCUGAUCUACAAAGCACUCCCUGAAUUCAACUACCCUGAAAGGGUCCAGGAGCCACCACGCUGCCCAUCAUUUUCCUGGGACAAAUCCCAGAUGGAGACCUACAAAUUAUUCCAGGAUGCAGUGCUGAAGCUCUUCACCAAUGCCAGGACUGGUGAUGACUGCAAGGAGAGGAACUUUGGCUUGCCUGGGCUCCCAGGUCCCAGAGGUGACCUCAUCCAAAGGAAUAUUUGGCUGGCAGGUGCUGCCCCAGAAGUAAGGAAAAAUGUUAUCCCAGACCAUGCUGUCCCUGAAGAGCCUCCAGCAGCCCGGACCUACUUCCCAGAGACGUGGCUGUGGGACCUGGUCCCUGUGGGGGAGAGUGGCUCUGCGGAGAUGGCAGUGACAGUGCCUGACACCAUCACCAGCUGGGAAGCUGGGAUGUUCUGCACAUCUCCCCUGGGCUUGGGGCUGGCCCCUGCCACCACCCUGACCACCUUCAAGCCCUUCUUCGUGGAGCUGGCACUGCCCUACUCCGUGGUGCGCCACGAAGCCUUCACCCUGGCAGCCACCGUCUUCAACUACCUGCAGCAGUGCCUGCGGGUCCGGGUGAGGCUGGAGGAGUCGCUGGAGCUGAAGCUGUCUGCGACAGCAGCCAAGGAGCACAGCAGCUGUGUGUGUGCAGAAGAGGCCAGGACCUUCCACUGGGAUGUGCAAGCCACCAGCCUGGGGGAGGUGAACAUCACCGUCAGCACCGAGGCCCUCAGCUCUGCAGAGCUCUGUGGCAAUGAGCUGCCUGUGGUGCCAGCCCAGGGUGCUGUGGACACUGUGAUAAAGCCUUUGCUGGUGCAGCCCGGGGGGAUCCUGGUGGAGAAGGCACACAACUCCCUGCUCUGCCAGGAAGCCACUGAAGAAAUCUCCCUGGAGGUUCCUGCAGAUGCCUUGGAAGGCUCCCAGCGAGCCCACGUCACGGUGAUGGGUGACAUCAUGGGCAACGCUGUGCAGAACCUGGACCGCCUGCUGGCCAUGCCCCAUGGCUGUGGGGAGCAGAACAUGGUGCACUUUGCCCCCAACAUCUACAUCCAGCAGUACCUGGAGAAGACUGAGCAGCUGCACCCCGACCUCCGUGCCAAGGCCCAGAGCUUCCUGCAGCGCGGGUACCAGCGAGAGCUGCUCUACAAACACAGUGAUGGCUCCUACAGUGCCUUUGGGGAGAGUGAUGAGGAAGGCAACACCUGGCUGACGGCUUUUGUCCUCAAGUCCUUCGGGCAAGCCCGAGGCUAUGUGGCCAUCGAGGAGCAGCACAUCCGGGAGGCGCUGCGCUGGCUGCAGGAGAAGCAGCAGCCGGGGGGCUGCUUCCGCAGCGUGGGGAAGCUCUUCAACAACGCUCUGCAGGGCGGUGUCUCGGACGAGCUCUCGCUGUCAGCUUAUGUCACUGCUGCCAUGCUGGAGCUGGGGCUGUCCCCAACGGACCCGACGGUGAGCUCAGCCCUGCGGUGCCUGGAGGCCUCGGCUACUGAUGACCUCUACACACAGGCGCUGCUCGCCUACGUCCUGGGGCUGGCAGGGCGCUGGGAGCAGCAGCAAGCCCAGCUGAGGAGCCUGGCCCAACACAGCAUCAGUGCAGAGGGGCAGCUCCACUGGCAGAGGAAGGGGAAGGCUGUGCCCUCCUCGCAGCCCUCUUGGGCUGCUGCUGCCCCAGCAGAGGUGGAGAUGACAGCUUACGUCCUCCUGGCCUACCUCACCCAGCCCCAGGUGUCCUCUGCUGACCUGGGCACCGCUUCCCACAUCGUCCGCUGGCUCAGCAGGCAGCAGAACCCCUAUGGGGGCUUUGCCUCCACACAGGACACAGUGGUGGCCCUGCAAGCCCUGGCCAAGUACGCUGCCCUGACCUACGGUGACAACGGGGACUUCGUGGUGACAGUGACAUCCCCGACGGGCACCGCGCAGCACUUUGAGCUGCACCACAGCACCAGACUGCUGCUGCAGCAGGCGGCUCUGCACCAGCUGCCAGGGACCUACGGGGUGCGAGCCCGCGGGCAGGGCUGUGCCCUGCUGCAGGUGACCCUCAGGUACAAUGUGCCACCCCCUCCCAGCACGGGGAAGUUCGACCUCGGCGUGGAGAUAAAGCCCAGGAUGUGCAGGAGGGAUGCCCACGCCCGCUUCCGCCUGCUCCUGCGGGCACGAUACACCGGGGAGCGUCCCACCACCAACAUGGCUGUGAUUGAGGCCAAGCUGCCAUCUGGCUACAUCCCAGACAAGAAGUCGGUGGUGGAGCUGAGGAGGCAGAAGCUGGUGAAGAAAGUGGAGGUGCAGCCUGAGCAGGUGACGAUUUACCUGGACCAGCUAACUAAGGAGAAGGAGAUCUUUACCUUCAUUGCCAAGCAGGACUUCCCAGUGAGGAACCUGCAGCCAGCCACCGUGACCCUGUAUGACUACUAUGAGACAGGUGACCGUGUGGAUGUUGCCUACAGUGCUCCUUGCAGCGCAGGUAGGGGCUGA